Molecule: messenger RNA, 1176 nt
Organism: Solanum verrucosum
Lineage: Eukaryota; Viridiplantae; Streptophyta; Magnoliopsida; Solanales; Solanaceae
Product: zinc finger BED domain-containing protein RICESLEEPER 3-like
Exons: 2
Coding region: 1-1176 (391 amino acids)
Molecular function (GO): DNA binding; protein dimerization activity
Source: RefSeq, a predicted model, not a curated record
AUGAAACGACCAGUAGAGGUUGAAGAUUUGGAAGAUUUGGAAGUUCAACCUCAAGUAAAAAAAUUUACAACUGAUAAAACUCAAGCAAAAGGUAAUUUUUCAGAAACUUCUUCUUUGAACAAUCCUCUGAAGAAACAGAAAAGAACAACUCUGGACAAUGAGGAAACUGGUAGAAAAACCUCUAAAGUUUGGGAUCAUUUUUCAGAGAUUACCAGUAAAGUGGGUGAAGUGAAGGCAAAAUGUGGAAAGAUAGAGCAUCCAUCUUCAGAAGAAGACUGGAGAGAUGUGAAUGUAUUUCUCAAGUUUUUGGACAUUUUCUAUCAAACCACUUUGAAGUUUUCGAGUACUUUACAUGUUAAUUCAAAUACUUUCUUUCACGAGCUUUUUAAUCUUCAAAGCAUAAUUGUUAAUUAUUCAAAGUGUGAUGAUUCUCUUUUGACUGGUAUGGCUAAGAAGAUGAAAGGUAAGUUUGAUAAAUAUUGGGGUGAUUUUGAUGAUAUGAAUAUGUUGUUGUUCGUUGCCGUUGUGUUGGAUCCUCGUUUCAAAAAGAAGUAUAUGAAAUUUAUUUUUAAGAAUUAUUAUAAUUCUGUGGAGGGAUGUAGUAAAUCUACCAAAGUAACAGAUACUUUAGCUAUCUUAUAUAAUCAUUACAAAAAUUCUAUUGUUGGAACUUCUUGUGAAACUGUUGUAGAUCAGACUGAUGCAAUGAGUGAAGUUAGUGCAAUGGAUACUUCUGAUGUGUGGCAAUCUCAAUGGGAGAAAUUUCUUGAAAAAGAAAAUAAUAAUGUUGAUGAUAAAUCUGAUCUUGACAAGUAUUUGGAGGACGAUGUAGAGAAGAUUAAGGAUUUUAAUAUUUUAACUUGGUGGAAAGCUUCAUCUGAAAGAUAUACAAUAGUCUCUAGAAUUGCAAGAGAUAUACUUGCUAUUCCUACAUCUACUAUUGCUUCAGAAUCUGUUUUUAGCAUUGGUGGUCGCAUUCUUGAUUGUUAUCGAAGUUCAUUAUCACCAAAGACGGCUAAAGCUCUUGUUUGUAGUCAACAAUGGUUACGUUCAGCAUCUACAGAAUGCAAGAUUGAAGAUCUUUUACAAGAAAUGCAAAAUCUUGAAAUAGUUGAAAAAGGUAUUAAUUUACAACUUCUAGUUAUCAUGAAAGGAAACUUUCACGUCCGAUUUUGA